AUGGCCGGUCGCAAAAAACAACAACGUAAACCCGUGGCUGCGCAGUUCCCCCGGCUUCGACCCGUCGAGAUCUUGAAGAAUGGAAAGAUAGAACCACUGGAAGAAACGCCAGCAACUUCUUUCUUGACUUUGAAACUCGACCCUACGAAGUUGGCGCGAUUUCCAGCUGCUUCCAAGGUGUUUAAUCCAUGCGCCGUCAAGGUUGAGAAGAAUGACAACAAUCCAUCGGGCCACGAUGAAGAUCAGAAUGUGACACCCGCCGCCGAGGAAUCCGCCUGGACCAGCGACCCCACCAUUAACGCCGCCGAUGAGUCUGCCGGGGAUGGAGAGGGCAAAUCUAGGCGCACUAACGUUAGGCGCGCCAGGCUACGACACCCGCCGCCUUAUGAGCAGCAUCUGGAGCCAGCAAAGUCCACGCUCGUGCCUCCCGGAGAGCGCAAGCGUCUGCGCGAACGUGUAUCGUCCACACCAGCCAAAAAGGUGAAAAUCAAUCCAGUUGUCGAAGUCGUGUCCUUCGAUCCGACCGCAGAGCUGAAUGGGUCUCGGCUUGCACCUGGCGCCAUCGAUCAUGACCCUGACUGCCUGAUUUCGCACUCGCCAUCCAGCUUUCUUCGACUCUACGACGCCGACCAGGCCACCGAAGCCAGCGACGUUGCCAGCGACAUCACCAACGACACCGACAUGUCUGAGGCCCCCGAGAAGAGCGGCCAACGUCCGCAGCUCAAACUGAAGCUGAGCAAGCCCCAACUUCCGCACGCAGGAUCUCAACCGCCAGUGCAAACACCGGCACCGACGAGUGCCAUUCGUACACCCUCCAUCAAACUCAAACUCGGCGGACCAUCAGCUGGUUCUGCAAAUGCUCCCAAGCCUUCACCUUCAGACACAGUCAUCGUCUCUACCCCAGCCUCUUCAUCACAAAAGAAACGGAAGCGAGUGAGCAAAGCCGCUGAUUCGGAAGAUGAAUCAACUGCACAGCCGACCAAGCCCAGACCAGCGCCCAUACCGAAACUCACUCUCAAAACACCCUCCGUUCCUGCUGGCCCAGCAAAGCCCGCGACGGCAACGACAGUCAAGUUAAAAGCGAAAGGAAAAAUCCCGAAACGACCUAUCGGCGUUGGAUAUGAUUCAGAACUCGACGAGAAAGAGAAUGACCCUAUGAUACACGAGGGAUUCAUUCUUCGUAUGCAGCCGGGACCUGACUGCGACUAUCUUCGCAAGGCUAUUGAGGAGGGAACAGUACAUCUACCCAGGUCCAAAGGCGGUGCCGAUGUCAAGAUGAGAAUGCUGGAUACGCUUGGUAGGAGAGGUAUUAUGAUUAUUAGAGGCAAUCAGUAUGCUAUUACCAUGGUGGACUUGCCGUGUAUCAUCGAGGGCAUGAAGUCAUGGGACAAGAAGGGGUGGAUCAAGAGCAUUGAUGUCUGCCAAAUGUUGUUGGUGUUGGGACGUUGCAAUACCGAUGAAGAGGCGAGGAAUUAUCCCCUCCCCGAAGAUGUCGAUCCCAAGAAUUAUCAAUAUGCCCACGGUAUUACCGCCCCGAUGAAAUGGGUGAGAAAGAGACGAUUCGCAAGAACGAAGAGGACCAGAGUCGACGAUAUCGAGUCGGUGGAGCGGCGUGUCAAGGCACUGCUCGAGGCCGACAAGGCUGCGAAAUCGGUGCGAUAUCAGCUUCUUGACCAUGAUCCUCGCCUCGACGAAGAGCGAUACAGCUCCGGGCUGGGAGAAGAUGAGGACGCCGAAGCUGAAGAGGACGAGGAACCCGACGACUACUUCGCACCACAAAAUGGCCACCACACCGCUGUUUUCGACACGCCAAUGCUUACCGAGACACCGGUUGAAGAUAUCGGACAAGAUGAGGUCGACGAGUUCGAGCGUAUGUUCGCGGACGACGACGCUCCAGAACCAGAAACGUCUGCACAGGCCCAAAGCACCCUACACCCUCCUGAAGCCGGUGACUCGUCGUUCCCGGUUACAAGCACCUCGGCAUCUCCUUCAGCUACGGUGGCACACACGCCAGCGUCUGCCGUCGACCAAUCAUCUGAUAGCGAUGAUGACGAAGGUGGUGAUGAAGACGGAGAUCUUGACGAUGCCGACAAGGAGGGCGAUGACAACCUACAGCAGGUCAAGGAUCGGAUUGAAGACAUGCAGCAGAAGAUCGCCGAACAGACUGAGCUACUUAAGAAGACUCAGAACGCAAUCUUGAAGAAGAAGCUGGCACGUAAGAUUCAAGAUCUCAAGGACGACGUGGCCAUGAUGAAGAAGAACGCCGGUCUCGGCGGAGACGAGGAUGAUGACUGA
Exophiala spinifera is the source of this 2295-nucleotide messenger RNA. RefSeq lists its product as uncharacterized. The coding region runs from base 1 to 2295 and encodes 764 amino acids. Gene Ontology annotation, biological process: RNA polymerase II preinitiation complex assembly; transcription initiation at RNA polymerase II promoter. NCBI's taxonomy places the organism in Eukaryota, Fungi, Ascomycota, Eurotiomycetes, Chaetothyriales, Herpotrichiellaceae. Gene Ontology annotation, molecular function: RNA polymerase II general transcription initiation factor activity. The transcript has a single exon. The record is from RefSeq and is a predicted model, not a curated record. Gene Ontology annotation, cellular component: transcription factor TFIID complex.